AAACAUUCCAGUAGCCUACACUACACAUACACACUCUUCUUGUAAGCCGCAUCUGCCUUGAAUACUAAUUUUAUAUCGUAUCGUGUAAAUCGGACGAAGUGUGCCUCUUCAAAAAUUUGUAUGUACGAGUUGGACAUUAUUAAGCAAGCACGCGUGCCAAUGGCAUAUACUGAAGAAGUUGCAUGUUCAUAUACUUGAACAAAAAAAACAAAAAAUACAAACCAUUAAGUUUGAAUAUAAAAAGGUCUGGCAAAUGAAGAACUGUCAUCAGUUGGAGUAAUCUCAUAGUUCAAUCAACAAUCUCUCACCAGAACACCAUCAAAUUAUAUUCAAGAUGUUCAAAUACACCAUUGCCGUCUUUGCUAUGAUUGCCUGCGCUGCUGCCAAGCCAGGAGUAGUUGCUCCAUUAGCCUACUCAUCCCCUUUGAUUGCUGGCCCAGGAAUUGUGACUGCCACUAGCAAUCAAGUGGUGGCAAGACAAUUCAAUGGAAUCGCUUCAGCUCCAUUGAUUGCUGCACCUGCACCCCUCGCUGCUGCACCCAUUGCCGCACCAUUCGCAGCACCAUUCGCGGCUAGAUACAUCGCCUCGCCAUAUGCCGCUGCUCCUUUGGCUGCUGCACCAAUUGCUGCCCCUUUGGCUGCUGCUCCAUUGGCCGCUAGAUACGUAGCUUCACCGUACGCUUCCUAUGCUUCUCCACUGAUCGCUGGUGCUUCGCCAUAUUCUUAUGCUGCAUACACAUCUCCAUUGGCCCCAGCUCCAAUUGGUGCUUACUCAGCUGGUCUGCGUUAUGCCGCUGCAGCUUCACCAAUUGUUUUCUAA
Messenger RNA from Episyrphus balteatus (marmalade hoverfly), 820 nucleotides. Its product is annotated as cuticle protein 16.5-like. The transcript is spliced from 2 exons. The record is from RefSeq and is a predicted model, not a curated record. The coding region runs from base 335 to 820 and encodes 161 amino acids. Lineage: Eukaryota; Metazoa; Arthropoda; Insecta; Diptera; Syrphidae.